Iphiclides podalirius (scarce swallowtail) is the source of this 879-nucleotide messenger RNA. NCBI's taxonomy places the organism in Eukaryota, Metazoa, Arthropoda, Insecta, Lepidoptera, Papilionidae. The record is from the annotation of a GenBank genome assembly.
AUGAUCGUCAAUAAUGUUAACGUUUCGCGUGUUCCAGAAAACCUCGCGCCGUCCGAAUUGAAGAAGCUCAGAAACAAACAGAGGAAAGCGAAGCGUAAAGCGGAACAAGAGAGCGCGCUGGCGGCCCAAGUUCAGGUGAAGAGAGAGCAGCAUCACAAGGCGAGACAGCAACAAGAGCAGGGCGACCCCGAAGCGCCACAGCUCGACGAGCUGAUUCCCGAUAAACUGGCCAGGGCGGGGGAUCCCCUAGAGCAAGCGAUAAAGUUCCUGUUACCGCUGCGUACGCUCGCCGCGGAUAGAAUAGACACACAUUUAAUGGCCUUCGAAAUAUACAUUAGGAAAGAAAAGCCGUUGCUUAUGCUGCAAAGCCUGAAGCGAGCGUGGCGCCUGGACAGCGGCCACCAGCACCUGCACGACUGUCUGCUGCGCUUCAAGGGCUGGUUGGAGAACGCGCUGCCAACCCUAAAUGACCACGUGGCGGCCGUUCUGCUCGCCGAGACGGAGCCAAUGGUGCGCGGCCGCAGCGCGCUGGAGAUCGCGGAGGAGUUCAUGAGGGUGGCGGCGCACCGGUCGCAGGCGGCGGCGCUGUGGGGGGCGCGCGCCCUGCAGCGGCUCGUGCCGGAGCGGGCGCGAUCGGCGCUCGCGCACGCCACGGCGCUCACCUACCCGGACGUCAGCAUACAGGGCUGCGUCGAGGUGUUGGAGAGUCUGCGCGAGGGCGACUUCGGCGCGUGCGAGCCGGAGGUCGAGGAGUACGUGAGGGCGUGCCACGCCAGGUUCCCGUACGCGGUCGCCUUCAAGCCGCCCGGCGAGGCGGCCGUGUGCCACGAGCAGCCCGCCGAGGAGGGCCCCCAGCUCAGGGAGGCCGAGCCGAGCCAA